AUGCGUGAUGAUCAUGGCUAGCAACAUCUCCCUACGCAUGCUAACACCUAGAUGGGCAUACUUGCUCCCUAUUGAACGACUCAGACGGGUGGAAGCUGGAUUCACCAAUAUAUUUGCCUUCAUGAAAUCUCAGGUUGCAUAUCGCCUAGACAGCAUAAGAAAAAACGAAAUGGUAGAAGAUGACGAUCUGGGUACAAACACAGUCUUCAAUAAUAUAGUGAAAGCCAGCGUCGAUGGUGGCAAAUUUACGCUGAAUGAAGGUGAAGUGAUAGGAAAUACAUUUGUGAUGCUAUUUGCUGGCCAUGAAACGUCGUCACGGACGCUGACGGCAGCUUUGGCGCUGUUGGGCUUGUACCAAGAUAAGCAGGAACAAGCCUUAUUUGAAAUUGAGCGAGUGCUGCCUGGCCGUCGAGAGCCGAUUAUCCAAGAUUUCGAGUCCUUUAAGUAUAUAUUGAAUAUCAUUCAAGAAACGAUGAGGCUAUAUCCACCCAUUCCACUUGUGGUCCGAGAGGCUAUCCAGGAUACCCUACUAACCAUCACAGAUCCCACGACUGGGCAGAAAGUGCGCGAUGUCGUUA
Serpula lacrymans var. lacrymans S7.9 is the source of this 578-nucleotide messenger RNA. RefSeq lists its product as uncharacterized. Lineage: Eukaryota; Fungi; Basidiomycota; Agaricomycetes; Boletales; Serpulaceae. The record is from RefSeq and is a predicted model, not a curated record. The annotation marks the transcript as partial. The transcript is spliced from 5 exons. Gene Ontology annotation, molecular function: monooxygenase activity; oxidoreductase activity, acting on paired donors, with incorporation or reduction of molecular oxygen; heme binding.